This is a messenger RNA of Spinacia oleracea (spinach), 1806 nucleotides long. RefSeq lists its product as uncharacterized. Lineage: Eukaryota; Viridiplantae; Streptophyta; Magnoliopsida; Caryophyllales; Amaranthaceae. The record is from RefSeq and is a predicted model, not a curated record. Gene Ontology annotation, biological process: male meiosis II. The coding region runs from base 242 to 1645 and encodes 467 amino acids. The transcript is spliced from 5 exons.
AGCAAACUCCACAACUCCAAAACCUUCCUCAAAAUCCUGAACCCAGAAGAAUCAUACUUUACUCCUCCUAAAAAGACAAUGUAAUUCUUCCUCUAAUUCUCUCUUAAUCUGAUCGUAAUCUCAGAUUCAUAGCCUCUUUCUCUCUCCAAAUCACAUUAAACUUCUCUUCUAAAUCUUCACCAUUUUUCUCAUCCGAUAUUGAUCAACUAGGAGUAAUCAUUUUGAUCAAUUCUGAUAAAAAAUGGGCUGUUUUACCACCUGUUUUGGCACUUGCAAGCGCUCUCGCCGACGUCGAAGACGACCUGUUAAAACCAGCCCUUCUUCCCUUCUUCAUCAUCUACAGACAUAUGAAUCUGUUGAAGGUUUCCAAGUACCCCAAUUGACUGAAGAACAAGGAGAAGUAAAAGAAAAAGAAGCAGAACAAAAGGGUGAAAAUCAAAUUGAGCUUACACCUGAUUCAAAAGAAGAGAAACUCGAAAAGGCAAAUUCGAGUGAGAGGAAGAAAGUAACAUUUGAUUUAAAUGUGAGAAUCUAUGAAGAUUUUCGAACCGAGGAGGAAGUGAAUGAUGAUUUCGACGAGGAUGAGGAAGAGGAAGAGGAAGAGGAAGUGCAAAUUAAAAAAGGAAAGGGUGGUUUUGGUAUCCAAUGUAAUUCGGAUUCAAGCUCAUCAAGCUUAUUUUCUUUCCCUACUGAUCACCGGUAUCAAAACUGUAGGGAUAGUGAUGAUGAAUUUGAUGAUUUAGUAUCAUCUGAUGAAAGUGAAAAUGAUGAUGAUGAUUAUUAUACUGAUGAUGAAGAUGAAGAAGUGGAAAGUGAAGUUAAGAAUGAUAAACAUGAACAGUCAUCAGAAUCCCUGUUUUCUCUGUCGUUAGACUCUAGGAAGCAGGGUAUUGGAUCAGAAACAGGGGAUAAAGAGGUGAAUAGCCCAAUGCCCAUCAAGAAUUCAUCUCCAAAUGAGUCCAAUACAGGCAAAUUUGAUCACAAUGCUGUUAAUUACGUUGAAUCAGUGUUGAACCCAGUUGAGAAUCUUAGUCAGUGGAAGUUUAUCAAGGCAAGAUCAAAGCUUGCAUCAAAAGAUCAAUCUCAAGCAAAGGAGAACAUAAUUUCAGGUCAAGAUUUUAGCUUUCCUGUUAAAAAGGCGGUAGUUUCAGAGCUAGAAGUUGGAGUUGAUACAAGUCUUUCUAGCUGGCUAAUGUGUUCAGAAGGAACACCCAAGAAUAACAGCAGAAACAGCUCAGUUUCAGUGGGGAACUCACCAUCUGAUAGGAAAACAGUUUCACCCAACAAAUUUGAGGAUAGACCCAUUUUAGGGGCCUUAACUUUGGAGGAACUGCGGCAGCAUUCGGCUACUACCUCGCCACGAAAAUCACCUAGUAAGAGUCCUGAAGAGAUGCCCAUCAUUGGCACUGUUGGGAGUUACUGGAGUCACACUGCACAGACUACUGAUUCUGGAUCAAGCACAACAAGUACCAAAAGCAGAUUCAGAGAGAGUGCUGAAGUGAUUUGGGAUGCAACACCAUUUGAAACAAGAUUAGAGAAAGCACUCGAAAAAGAAGGCAAUUCUCAACAGAAUGUGUUUGAGGUGCACACGGGUGGACGAGUGAUGCACGGUAGAAAAUCAAACAACAGGAUUCUUCCCAUAUGAAUUAUGGUUUGUUUAGUUGGAGUAUUCAAGCAUUGAACUGUGCACUACAGUCAUUGUUCUACUUGAAAUCAGUUGUAAUUACGUUUAGUGAAACUAACCUGUACAAAAUUUAAGUUGUUAUAAACUGGUCUACACUCGGUAGUUUUAUGUCUGUAAUCAAA